Messenger RNA from Dalotia coriaria, 1999 nucleotides. Its product is annotated as zinc finger protein 474-like. The record is from RefSeq and is a predicted model, not a curated record. NCBI's taxonomy places the organism in Eukaryota, Metazoa, Arthropoda, Insecta, Coleoptera, Staphylinidae.
CACGCCGAAGUCGGUUGGUGCCGCACGUCGGUGGUCCGCGGUAAUAAUCGAAAUAUUCACGCGAAGCGUGAUCACAGUAACCUCGAAUGCAAAUGCUCGCGUGAUCUUGAUUUGAUUCAAUUUUUUUCUACAUCUAAUCCAAAUGCGUUGGCGAAAUUACAAGCGAGCGCUGGACAAUUCCCCGAAAACUUUCUUAGUGCUCCCGUUGUUACAGAAAAGUGAUAAGAGUGCAUCAAGUGAUCGCAACGAGGACGAAAUGAAAACCAAUCAUGGCCUACGUCUUUUCACCAAGACCUGGCCGAAGAAAACUAGUGAUAUUAAUAUUAAUAAUGAAUUAAACAGUGAACACGAUGAUAACGAUGAUGAGUAUAAUCGAGAGCGGCCAUUGACUGCGACAUUAGAGCGUCCACAAGUCCUAGAUGCGAAAUAUAUGGACCAAAUUGAUAUGUCGCUAAUUCGGAAAGAAUUUUUGGCGGUUGCGACAAUAUGUCGCGUGCCUUUAAGUAAUAUCAACCGUGCGGCGACCACUGUGCGCAAAUCUCGCCAUCGCACCGCGAUUAUAGAACGCCGGCGACCUUUACCGGUCACAAAAUCCCCGGGGGAAAAGUCGAAGAAACAGCGCAAGCAUGAAACACUCAGCGAAGCCGAAGCAAGCUGGGAGGACGAAUCUUUAUCGUCGGGACGCGAGACCGGCAAGCGCACAGCAGCGACACUCCUGCGGCCACCUCGGAUCGUCACAUCAGUCACAUCGAAAAGCAAAUUGCGAAAGCCGGCCGUGAGCGCCACCGCCGUCAACGCCGAGAUCAACAAUAACGCGAGUAUUAGCAACAGCGUCAAACCGAUAUCGACAAAACUAUUGCCGGAGCCGUGCACGACGUGCGGACGUCCCGACGCGCCAGAACGAUUUCACAGCCAUCCCACAACACCGCUCAAGCCUAUUAGAAAAUUAGAAAUUAAGAUUCCGACGAAAAAUACGGUACAGAAACCUGUGGCGAUUCGUUAUAAAUCAAAACUGGAGCCUAAGACGCCCGAAAUUCCUGUAGAAAUGGCGCCGAUUGAGAGUAAAGUAAAAUCGGCGAAAGGACCAAGGACUUUGACGUGUUACAUCUGCGGGAGGGAAUUUGGCACGGCGUCGUUACCAUUGCACGAGCCCAAAUGUUUAGAGAAAUGGGAGCGUGAAAAUCGAAAAUUACCGCGACAGUUGCAGAAGAAGCGGCCGAUCAAACCUGACACGCCAAUGACGAAGGAGGAAUGGAAUAAAUUUGCAUGGGAAUCCGCACAGGCUCAAUUAAUUUCGUGUAAAAAUUGCCAACGAACAUUCCUUCCCGAUCGGCUGGAAGUUCACCUUCGCAGCUGUAAAGAACCCCAAAGAGGUCCUGUUAAAUCGUCGAGUGUAUCGGCAAUCAGUGAUUUAUCACAUAAGACUACCUUACCGCAGCCGAUACCUGGACUGGUGCCAUGUCCACAUUGUGGAAAAAUGUUUGGAUCAAAAUCUGUGAAAAUUCACGAACCACAGUGCCUUAAAAAAAAAGAAAUGAAAGAAGCUGCGACAUCUGAAGAGCGUCCAUCAUCUACCGAUAAAAAACCUCACAUGUUUCCUUGUUACCUUUGUGGUCGGUUAUUUGGCGUCGCAUCGAUAUACAUCCACGAACCACAGUGUCAAAAAUGGCGCGCCGAAAACGAUAAACUACCGAUUGAGAAGCGGCGGCCAACACCACCGAAACCAGAUAUUAAAUUCACACCCGAUGGUAAAAUCGACUUUCUCGCAACCGAGGAAGCCAACUGGCAAUCGCAUCUCGACCAACUGGUGCCGUGCCACCUGUGCAAACGCACUUUCAACCCUGAUCGUGUCGAUGUGCACGAGCGUAGCUGCAAGGGGCCGCCAACAUAAACCACAUCAAUUUUCAUCGACAUGCGAUUAACAUGCACCACUACCACAACCACGCCACGUGAUAUCCUACAUUGUGACUAUUGACUAUCAAUACAAAACUAAGACGAC